UGCGGGCGAGCGGCCAAUGGGAGGGCGACAGCUGGCCGCUGGACGAGAGUCCCGAGUGGCGGGCGGCGGUGGACUGUCUUGGAGUGAUGCGGAGAGAAGACGUGCUGGGGAUGCUCAAGAUUCCCACACCAUCAGCAGGCGAAGCAGCAGCAUCAGCAUCAGCAGCAGCAGCAGCAUCACCUGCACCUUUCACCUCCCCCAGUAGCCACCUCCCCCGCCUCGCCUUCUCCCCAGCAGCAGUCCGUGCAGUCGCCAUGCGCCUGCACCUCCUGCGAAUCAACCCGCGCCACCUGUCCCUUGCUGACGUGGCGCCGUGCCGCGUGUUUCUCUGCGAGCACCCACUGCCAGCAGCCUACGCGUGGUUACUGGUGGAGUGGAGUGAGCCAGUGCAGUGGCAGCAGCAGCACCCACUCCCUACGUAUCCUGUGCCGUGGCAGCAGCGCUCCUCUCCUCAUCUAUGGGCUUAUCUGACCGCUCCACUUGCUUUCUCCCUCUUCCUCACAGCAACCUACACGUGGCUACUGGUGGACCUAGCCUGUGCCGUGGCAGCAGCACCGGAGGAGCAUCGCCUGCCGUUCCUCCUUGACACGCUCGACUCCAUCCAAGUUGCUCGCCACCCGUGGACGGCCCUGCAGCUCUUCUCCCUCAUGCUCGCACGUCUCUCCCCCGACCGCCUCCUCCUCCCCACCAGCCCCACAGCUGCAGUCUUCCUCCUGCCGCACACCCUCCCUCCUCUCCUCUCCCAGCGCGGCUUAGCAGGCUCUGUGGGAGCCAUAGUAUCGCGCUUCCAGUCGCUGCUGUCGUGGCUGUCAGAUGAAAAGGAGUGCCUCUUCUGGGAGAAUGGCGCUGAUUCGAGACUUGGCGGGGACAGUGGUGGUGGUGCCGGCAGCAGCAGUGGUGCCGGCAGCAGCAGAGGUGGCAGCAGCAGCAGUGGUGGCAGCAGCAGCAGUGGCAAUAGCAGCGGCGGCAGCAGCAGCAAUGAGCGGGUGCAUGUGUUGAGGGGAGUGGUGGUGGAUGUGCUGAGGGCUCUACGCCACCAUCUGCCCUCGCAUGCUGUCUCCACCAUCUGUCUCGCCAAUGUCUUGGUGCACUAG
Molecule: messenger RNA, 1094 nt
Organism: Closterium sp. NIES-65
Lineage: Eukaryota; Viridiplantae; Streptophyta; Zygnematophyceae; Desmidiales; Closteriaceae
Source: the annotation of a GenBank genome assembly